Cryphonectria parasitica EP155 is the source of this 1539-nucleotide messenger RNA. RefSeq lists its product as uncharacterized. The transcript has 3 exons. The record is from RefSeq and is a predicted model, not a curated record. The coding region runs from base 1 to 1539 and encodes 512 amino acids. NCBI's taxonomy places the organism in Eukaryota, Fungi, Ascomycota, Sordariomycetes, Diaporthales, Cryphonectriaceae.
AUGGGCUUCUUCUUCAACAAGGGCGUCAGGGGAGGCCCUCGCGUGUUGCUGAACCUGGCCGCCGUGCUGUUCGCCCUCUUUGUCUUCGUGAAGCUCUUGCCGCAGCGCAUGACCCAGAGCGCCCUAUCGUCGAUACCAAUCUCCUGGUCGGCACUGAGUGGGCAUGCCGAUGAUGGCAGCGUGCCUGGUGGCCUGAGGAUAGUCGUCUUUGGCGAGCUUGAUGUCGGGACACCGGUCGGCGAGGACGAGGAGGUCAAGGGCGCUCAGACAUGGACACAAGCUCUGUGCGAUCAACUCUCGUGCAAUACUCACAUCUCCAUGGUCCCUUCGCCCGACGUGGCCUCCUUUUCCGUCAGCUCCAACGAACUGUACGCUCAGGGUGUCGAGAAAGUCCUCAACGAGACGGCAGACAAAGAUGGACCCGGCCAGGACUACUCAUACCUGUCAACAUAUUAUCCGCCGCAGUGGAAAUCCUCCGACCUGAAGGGCCAAAUCGAUGCUUUCCUCGCCAUGCCAAAGCCGCAGAACCAACCCGGCGAGACGCUCUGGGUCUUCUCAUUUGGCCUGUGGGACGUGUUCUCGUUGUCGGCUCUGCCUGUCGCCACCGCCAAAGAGACUUUGGGAAGCAUGACCAAGGAUGUCUUUGAGCAGAUUGAGCGGCUGCACAGCGCAGCGAAGGACCCCACAUCUAUCGCGUAUUCAGACAUCAACAAGGCUGCAGCCGACGAGCCGGCGGGGGAUCAGCUCGAGGCAAGAGAUGAGGCAGCAGCCGAGAGCCCGGCUGCCAGGAACCAAGAUGUCACAAACAUCGGCAACUCGUUCAAGAUCCUCAUCCCGAGGAUCAUGGACCCAUCCCUGCUGCCCGGGUGGCACGAUGUGCGGCCUCAACUCCCCGUCGCCCACUCCAAGGCGGAACAGAUGCGGAACUCGGCCACGCUGACCAACUCGUGGAACGACGGCAUCAUCAAGGGUCUCAGCGACUGGGUCAAGAAGGGCAGCUCCAAGCAGGAUAAUAAAGACGACAAGAGCCACGAGUUCUAUUUCGACGAGACCCAGCAGCCUAGCGGGCCCACACGCGACGGCUACGCCUACAACCUUGCCGAGUUCAUCGUCAGCCAGAUCCUCGAGCGCCAGAUGCUCAACGCCCACCUUACCGACGGCGAGGGCCGCGGCACCGGCGAGCUGGAGGACGGCUUCCGCGACGUGAGCAACGCCUGCCUGCAGCCCGUCAGCACCGUGGCCGUCGCCGUGUCUCUGGAGAGCGCCGUCACCCUCAACAUCCCCAACGUAAAAGUCGACAACGACAAGCAGGUGCCCACCCAGCCGACGCCCAUCGCUACCGCCGCCAACAAGCGCGACGGGCUCGACAGGAAGCCUGGCUAUGCGUACACGAGUGCCGCGCGGGUGUGCGAGAUCCCUAGUGAUCACCUCUUCUUCACGCCGUUCGCGCUGUCGCAGCGGGCUAUUCAACAAGUGGCGGCCGAGACGGCACAGAUGGUCCGAAAUGGGGACUCGGUGCGGGCAAAGAUGGGGUCAUGA